Seriola dumerili (greater amberjack) is the source of this 3116-nucleotide messenger RNA. RefSeq names its product elongation of very long chain fatty acids protein 4-like (gene elovl4a). Gene Ontology annotation, biological process: sphingolipid biosynthetic process; fatty acid elongation, polyunsaturated fatty acid; fatty acid elongation, monounsaturated fatty acid. The coding region runs from base 266 to 1225 and encodes 319 amino acids. The transcript is spliced from 7 exons. NCBI's taxonomy places the organism in Eukaryota, Metazoa, Chordata, Actinopteri, Carangiformes, Carangidae. Gene Ontology annotation, cellular component: endoplasmic reticulum membrane; endoplasmic reticulum. The record is from RefSeq and is a predicted model, not a curated record. Gene Ontology annotation, molecular function: fatty acid elongase activity.
CUGGCGCUGUGGAGAUCGGAGGAGAAAAUCAUUGAAGCGGACGCGCAGCGGAGGCUAGUGAGGUCUCUGAACGGGAAAUUCAUGCCAUCGCCGUAUAGGCUACUCAACGGCCCGUUUAUUUCACUGUGGACACGAAACAAUUAAUCAGAUCAUAGAAAACGCGACCAGCUGAUUACAAGGCGGAGUAACGCACACUUCAUGGCCUUGCAGUGAAUGUCAUAAAAGAGGGAUUUUUUAAGCACCGGCACGCUCCACAGCCACAGCCAUGGAGAUUGUCACACAUUUAAUAAAUGACACCAUAGAGUUCUACAAAUGGACCCUAACUAUUGCAGACAAGCGAGUGGAGAAAUGGCCUCUGAUGGACAACCCCCUGCCCACACUGGCCAUCAGCACCUCCUACCUGCUCUUCCUCUGGCUGGGGCCCAAAUACAUGAAGAACAGAGAGCCCUUCCAGCUCCGCAAAACCCUCAUUGUCUACAACUUCAGCAUGGUCUUCCUCAACUUCUUCAUCUUUAAAGAGCUGUUUAUGGCAGCACGGGCCGCAAGCUACAGUUACAUUUGUCAACCGGUGGACUAUUCGGACGACCCCAAUGAAGUCAGGGUGGCGGGAGCUCUGUGGUGGUAUUUCAUCUCUAAAGGCAUCGAGUACCUGGACACAGUGUUUUUUAUCCUGAGGAAAAAAUUCAACCAGGUUACCUUCCUGCAUGUCUACCACCACUGCACCAUGUUCACGCUCUGGUGGAUCGGCAUCAAAUGGGUGGCAGGAGGACAGUCAUUCUUUGGUGCACACAUGAAUGCAAUGAUCCAUGUCUUGAUGUAUCUGUAUUAUGGCCUGGCCUCCUGCGGACCUAAGAUCCAAAAGUAUCUGUGGUGGAAGAAGUAUCUGACCAUCAUCCAGAUGAUUCAGUUCCACGUCACCAUCGGCCACACGGCCCUGUCCCUCUACGUCAACUGCGACUUCCCUCACUGGAUGCACUACUCCCUCAUCUGCUACGCCAUCACCUUCAUCAUCCUCUUCGGCAACUUCUACUACCAGACCUACCGCCGGCAGCAGCCCAGACGCGACGCCUCCUCCUCCUCCAAAGCAGGCAAGGCCCUCUCUAACGGGACCCUCAAUGGGCUCAGCAAGGCAGCCAAUGGAGCAGUGGCGAUGGGGAGCAAAGAGGAGAAGCCCCAGGAGAACUCUGGGAGGAGAAAGAGGAAAGGAAGAGCUAAAAGAGAUUAGAGGAAGCGGAGUGAGAGAGGUUGAGGUGAGAUAGGGCCUUGCUUUGGGUUCUCAGUUGCUAGUGCUAAAACAUGAAAGACUUAAUUUGAGGACAAUAUAGAUGAAUGGAUAUGUUAAGGUGUGAUGUGUUUAUUUAAGCCAUGAUCUGAGUGUUGUAGAUACAAUCUGAGACAGGCCUGUGUUGAGAGAGGAUCGUUGUGUUAGUGAGAGGUGUCAAAGGUCGCACCUAAGCUGACCGUUAUCACAAAUAACCCAAAAUACAGUAGUGUCUGGUACGGGAUAGAACUUAGUAUUCCUUCUCUUUAAUGUGGUGCCGAGUACUGAAGACAUGGCUCAAAAAGAGCGACUUCCAGCGACUAAAAAGCAAGCCUGAAAAGGAAACAUCAAACACAGAGUUUAGCAGGCCCAUAUGACAUGCUGGGAAUGCCACACUAAAUGCUCCUCAGCUGCUUGAAAAAGAUUAUGUACCAUCAUUAUUAGAGAUCACUGCUGUACUGAGACAGGAAUACACAUCAUAACACAUGCACAAACAUGUCAGUUUAUAUUUGAGCUCAUUAUUUUUCGUUGUCCACUUUUACUGAUAUAAAACAGAUGAUAAUGUACAGUAUCAUGUCAUAUUUGUCCGCAUCUCCUUCAAGCUAUUAUUGAUGUUACAUAAAAGAGAUUUAAGUUUACAGUACAUGUCUACUGACACCUCUGCAGUUAUCCACUUAUUUUUGAACAUUUUUUCUUCUUAUUUAUUCAGAGUCAAGGACUCUCACUUUUGAGCUGUCAUCCAUUAGCGCACAGUUACAUUCUAAAGAAGGAAAAUAAAUCGGUGUCCAGAGAUAAGAUGUACAUAGAAAAAGAAAAAAUAGAUUUCUAACCCUUUGAGGCCGGGAUGAGGUUGUUUCAUCGCUGUUUAAAAAUGGAAUAAUCAUCAACUGUUGCUCACAGUAGGUUAAGAUUUAGAUUUUCUAUUUCUGUAUGCAAGCAUAACCCCUUUUAUAUAUCCCUACUUGUAUGUAAUGUGAUGAAAUAUAAUGAAUACUAUCCAGAGAAAUGAUGAAUCUGAUGAUUAUCUCAAUGUCUCCCACUUUUGACAGAGAAGCUGGUGGAGUUUUGUCUUUGCAGAUGUUUACCUGUCUUUUUAUAUCCUCUCUGAUGUCGUUGUUUGUCUUACUCGCUGGUGAAAAUGUUGUGUGCCGAACAAAGAAGCGGUGUGUGGGAAUCUGGGUUCCCUUUGUAUUUGCGGAGAAUUCAGAACAAGCUUAUAGCCAGUUUUGAUUAUAAGUUAACAAAACCUAUUUUCUUCCAAUAUUCAAUCAAAUAUCUUUUUUGUGUCUAAGUUUUCUGGCUCAAUCCAUUUCCUGAGCUGGCUUGAAUGUAAAUUUAUCAGGGGAAAAAUUUGCAUUGAAAAAGAUUAGAGAUGGUUAUGAAUUCUUUACAAAACGAGCUGGUGAACCUCUAUAGUGACUGUGUAUGUUAUACCACUAUGAAGAAUAACUUUGCUCUGCCUGUAGUAUAUAGAGUAUAAAUCAAUGGUCGGCUCUAUAUCAGCAAAUCCAGCUUUAUGUCAUCCAUCAACCAAUGCAUUUUGAUGUUAUUUAUUGGUUUGUUCUAUUUAUUUUAUGUAAAUACCAGUUUCCAUCUAGCUGAGAGUGCUCGUCUGUGUAUUUGUGUUCUUUUUGUGUUGUACAUAUUACAUUGUGAUAUUUUGUACAAUGCGCAUUUGGGAAUGUUCCCAGCUUGUUAGCUUGGACAUUUUUACGCCCACAUUGCUUCUGUGUGUGAGUUUUUUUUUUUAAGUAUCAUAACUUCGAACUCUCUUCAAAUUAAAUUAAACUGUAUGCCUGUUCAAAUGUUGGCUGCCUUUUUCACUUGAUUUAACUUCAUACUUCAUACUGUAAUA